Molecule: messenger RNA, 426 nt
Organism: Neurospora tetraspora
Lineage: Eukaryota; Fungi; Ascomycota; Sordariomycetes; Sordariales; Sordariaceae
Exons: 2
Coding region: 1-426 (141 amino acids)
Source: RefSeq, a predicted model, not a curated record
AUGCAGAUCACUCAGACCUCUUUCAUCAUUGCCUUCCUGGCUAUUGGUGCCAUUGCCCUCCCAACUCCUGGCAAGUCAGAUGAGGCCUGGACCCAGAUCAUCAACAAGAGGGGCAACGAGGAGUCCUGGACUCAGAAAUUUGGCGGGCGAGCCGAGGAGGCUUGGAUUGUCGACCCUCCCACUCCCGCCAAGAGGGCUGAUGAGGAGAGUUGGACUCAGCAGAUUGGCAAGCGCUCUGAUCCUGAGGCGUGGACUCAGCAGAUUGGCAAGCGCUCUGAUCCUGAGGCGUGGACUCAGAUCAUCAACCCCACGACCAAGAGGGCGAACGAUGAGGCUUGGACUCAAAUCAUCAACCCCACCGAGCCCACGGCCAAGAGGGCGAACGAUGAGGCCUGGACUCAGAUCAUUAACAACCCGCCUAACUAG